This is a messenger RNA of Zophobas morio, 2557 nucleotides long. RefSeq names its product cardinal (gene cd). Lineage: Eukaryota; Metazoa; Arthropoda; Insecta; Coleoptera; Tenebrionidae. Gene Ontology annotation, molecular function: peroxidase activity; heme binding. Bases 194 to 2512 code for a protein of 772 amino acids. Gene Ontology annotation, biological process: response to oxidative stress. The transcript is spliced from 8 exons. The record is from RefSeq and is a predicted model, not a curated record.
AAAGUAAGCUAUAAAAGUUUACUAAAAGAUUUGUAUUAUCAACCGAAAGAUAAGAACUCCAACAUGAUACCUUGUCUAAACAGGUAAAGACUAUAAGGUUUCGUAUACGUUUGACUGGCUUCGGAAUCAUAUAACAACCUUUUCUAUUAAAUAAGCAGUAUAUUGUCGUCUCUCGUCCAAUACAAAAAAAGAAAUGUCACACGCAACUGAAAGGACCAGGUUAUUGUCGGAUAAAAGAAAACCGCAAUAUCUAUUUGACACCAGCAUAGCACGAGAGCGUCAAAGACGAGUCAAACAAUUUCAGUGUUGUUUGUGUGUUAUAUUUAUUUCUAUUUUAAUAAUUGGAUUUUUGGUGGCCGUGGCAUACAUCAUAAGCCGCUCGAACAAAGAAUUAAUAAACUCGACAAACGUAACAGACGCACUUCAGGUUUUAUUAACGAAUUCUUGGCCUUUGAAUGAUAAAACUCCAGAGAAAAUAUUUUGCGAUAACGAGACCGUGUGGAAUGAAGCGAUGCAAGAAGGAAAAAAAGCUUUAAACAAGAAAAAUAAAAUUGCUAAAACUGUCAAAGAAUUGCCUUUGGAUAGUCCCAGUUACAAGCAUCAAAAAGUUUUCUUUAAUUCUGAGAAAACACAAUUUUUGGCAGAUCAAGGAUACAUACGAGAAGUUGCUAGAAGAUACUUUCCAGUUAACGCGUCUAAAAUUUGCAACAAAAGUGAAUGCAGUUUAGUCAAUAUUUCGUGUAAUUUUUUUUACAAAUAUCGUACUUACAAUGGAAGUUGUAAUAAUUUAAAGCUAAAAACUUCUGGCGUUAGUUUUCAACCAUUUCGCAGAACGUUACCACCCGAUUAUGCCGAUGGUAUCAGUAAACCAAGGGUUACCAAGGAUGGUUUUUCGUUACCAUCCUCUCGAACUGUUAGUUUAGAAGUACAUCGUCCUUAUUAUAAAAACGAUGAAGCAUUUUCUGUAGUUCUAGCAGUUUGGGGACAGUUUUUAGACCACGACAUGACAGCAACGGCUUUAAGUCAUGGACCCAACGGAACAUCCAUUUCUUGUUGUCUAGAUAAUCAAACAGUCCAUCCUGAGUGUUUUCCUGUGAAAUUAGAUCCCUACGACCCUUACGCUCAAUACAAUAUAACCUGCCUAGAGUUUGUUAGAUCAGCACCAGCACCUAGUUGUUGUCUUGGCUAUCGUGAACAAAUGAAUCAAGUAACUUCUUUUAUAGAUGGUUCAGUUAUUUACAGUGUAGAAGAAGAAACUGUCAGAGAACUCAGGACAAUGAAAGGAGGAGAACUUGACAUGUAUGUGACUUGGGAUAAUCGCACUUUAUUGCCUGCGUCGACAAAUUUAAGAGAUGGUUGUAACAGAAAAGAAGAAUAUAAAAAAGGAAAGUAUUGUUUCUUGACAGGUGACGUUCGCGCCAACGAAAAUUUGCAUUUAACAAGUAUGCAUUUAAUUUGGGCUCGGCAACAUAAUUUGCUUGCUAAAAAAUUAGCAGCGCUGAACACUAAAUGGGACGAUGAGAGGCUAUUCCAGGAGACACGAAAGAUAAUAGGUGCACAGAUGCAACACAUCACUUACAACGAGUUUUUGCCCAUUCUACUAGGGGUGGAUCUAAUGACAAAAUUUGAUCUAUCACCACGAACUUCCGGUUACUUUGUGAAGUAUAAUGACAGCGUUGAUUCCUCUAUAGCCAACAAUUUUGCUACUGCGGCAUUCCGAUUCGCCCACUCUAUCAUUCCGGGUUUAAUGAAAUUUUUGGCAAAGGAUACGUCCAGUCCUGAGUUUAUUCAAUUGCAUAAAAUGUUAUUUGACCCUUUUAAAUUAUAUCAACCAGGAGAAUUAGAUAGAACUCUAAGAAGUGCGAUGGACACAACAAUACAAGCCAACGAUCCCUACUUCUCCAAUGAAUUAAAGCAGCAUCUUUUUGAGGACAAUUCUGACAAAAAAAUUAAAAUGUGUGGUUUAGAUUUGGUCUCUUUGAAUAUACAACGAGGUCGUGACCAUGGAUUAGUUGGCUAUAACAGCUGGCGCGAGCAUUGUGGAUUAACCAAAGCCUCUAACUUCGAACAACUUGUGGGGGAUAUCGAUGAUGAUUCACUUCGAAACAUAAAAAGCGUCUAUAGAAAUGUGGAGGAUAUCGACCUUUACACCGGAGCUUUGAGUGAAAAACCCAUAAAUGGUAGCAUUUUGGGUCCUACGAUCACUUGCUUAAUUCUCGAUCAGUUUGUCAGAGUUAAAUAUGGUGAUAGGUUUUGGUACGAAAAUCCCAACGUAUUUACUCUUAAACAAUUAGAAGAAAUUCGGAAGACCAGUUUAGCGAAGAUUAUUUGCGACAAUGCAGAUGAUGUUGAUAUUAAAGUACAACCUUUGAUUAUGAAGCAAAUAACCGAAGACAAUCAACUCAUUCCGUGUAGCAGCUUGCAGGAACCUUCCGUAGGUCCCUGGAAGGACUUUCUUCCACAUGUCAGCUUAUCAGACGACGCAGUUUCUGUCGUAGCCACAGACGUGUGAUUAAUAAAGAAAGCACAAGCAUUAAAAUAAAUGCACUAAUCCAUG